Molecule: messenger RNA, 1014 nt
Organism: Pestalotiopsis fici W106-1
Lineage: Eukaryota; Fungi; Ascomycota; Sordariomycetes; Amphisphaeriales; Sporocadaceae
Exons: 1
Coding region: 1-1014 (337 amino acids)
Source: RefSeq, a predicted model, not a curated record
AUGAAAGGUAGCGAGCCAGACAAGUCCCAACCGGCUGACCAGGUUCACGACGGCCAUGAACAAAAAGGAAAGGCAAAAGAGGCACCUACCUGCAAUUCUAGUGCACAAAAUGAUCAAGCCAAUGUUGGCGGAUCUGUCGAGAAGGUGCAACCUACAGACGCAUCAAUCUUGUCACGGUUCACAACUUCAACUCUGGCAUUGGGGAGCAGCCUCUUGACUACGCCAGACAUUGGUGCUCUAGGGAGUCCUACGAUCAAAGCAGGGCCUGCUUCCAACACAGGGCUUGGUACAGCUUUGGGGGAAACAUCGAACUCGAAGCGACAAACGAGUGCAAGUUCUGGGGACAGCAUACGAUCAGCGCAAGUUCAGGGCCACAUUCAGCGUGAAGAGGCCGCAUUUGCACAAUUUCUUGACGGCGUGGAUUCGUCUGCCGUAUCAGAAAAUGUGCCAGAGAAUGUGCCUAACAGACUCGUGUGCGAUUCCCUAAAUCGUGAGGGGACGGUUUUCCAGUCACAGUCGGACGCCAGCCAUCGGCUCGCAGAUAGCGAUGGCCUCGAGGUUGUGAAGCUGCUAGAUGCCGGUUAUGAUGAAGUAAUGCUCAUGGAUCCAGUAAUUCCCCUCUCGAAGCCACAGGAAUUGCGCCUGAAGCAGGCGCUCUUUGGAGAAGGCAGCAACGCGGAUGAGGCCGGCAAGCAAGCGUCAGAUUGGUCCAAUAUACUCAAUUUUGUCCCCGAGUAUAUAUCCAAUGGCUCAUCGGGUUGGGGAUACAAUGAGCUGUCAGGGCACCUAGGCACAUCGGACACGUUGGAAGCAAGCGAAAUCUGGGCAGACCAGUGGGGCGAUGUCCUGUCUCGAUACACCGACGAGGUCUGGGGAGAUCUCGGGUCGUUGGUGCAGGAGGCCAGAGAGGAGGCGCGGAAAAUCCAAAAGCACGAAGGUGACUCAGGUCCAUCUGAGACCAAGGCCCUCAUGAGGUUGCGGCAGAUAUUGUCACAUAUUCGCGAUAAUAGAUAA